UUUUUGGGGGAUAAUUUUCUGACGUACAAUUCUUUGGAAAACCCGCCGUUGCAUUUUGUACCCUUUAUACUCUUCUCAUGUUUUCCUUCUUCUAACACUGUUAACAACCAUGAAACAGUUAUCUUCCUCUAAUGUCUCCGGUAUCACCGCCACCACAACCACCCUUCUCAGCUCUCCUUAUAAGCUUUCCAAAAGGGGUAACAGCAAAAGCAACAACGUUAAAGUUAUGCGUAACAAGAAAGCAGGCGUUCAUGGCAAUGUUGCUUAUUAUAAUGUUGGCGGCGUUUAUAGUGGUAAACCCUCGUUCAUGAUGUGGACACUCCAUGAUGUUGUUAAUGUGAUGAGAUAUCAUCGGAUACCGUGUGUUUUCGCGGCGGGGCUAUUGUUUUUCAUGUACGUAGAGUACACGCUCCGGAUGGUGCCCGAUUCUUCUCCGCCCUUUGACUGGGGGUUCAUCGUCACCCGCUCCUUCCAUCGCGCGUUGGCUUCGUGGCCGGAACUUAACACGCUCUUAGCAGCUCUUAAUACGGUGUUCGUUCUGAUGCAAACAAUUUAUAUAGUAUGGGCAUGGGUAAUCGAGGGUCGGCCAAGGGCUACAAUUUCUGCUCUGUUCAUGUUUACAUGCCGUGGGAUUCUUGGUUACACAACGCAGCUCCCAUUACCUCAGGAAGUUGUAGGGUCGGGGGUGGAUUUUCCAGUAGGGAAUGUGUCAUUUUUCCUGUUCUUCUCAGGGCAUGUUGCUGGGGCAGUGAUUGCAUCCUUAGACAUGAGGCGAAUGCAGAGAUGGAAAAUGGCUUGGUUAUUUGACACUCUCAAUGUGCUUCAAUCGCUGAGGCUGUUAGCUACCAGGGGUCACUAUACUAUUGAUUUGGCUGUUGGUGUUGGCGCUGGAAUUUUGUUUGAUUUGCUUGCUGGUAAAUAUGAACAGAGCAAGACAACUAAAGGCUGCACUUUUUAUCGUGGUAUUUAAGAGGUUUGUUAGAUCGACUCUUUU
Hibiscus syriacus is the source of this 994-nucleotide messenger RNA. Its product is annotated as phosphatidylcholine:diacylglycerol cholinephosphotransferase 1-like. Gene Ontology annotation, molecular function: diacylglycerol cholinephosphotransferase activity. The record is from RefSeq and is a predicted model, not a curated record. The transcript has 3 exons. Bases 110 to 970 code for a protein of 286 amino acids. Lineage: Eukaryota; Viridiplantae; Streptophyta; Magnoliopsida; Malvales; Malvaceae.